This is a messenger RNA of Sinocyclocheilus grahami, 4755 nucleotides long. It is a transcript of the gene cdhr2, whose product is annotated as cadherin related family member 2. The record is from RefSeq and is a predicted model, not a curated record. The coding region runs from base 247 to 4092 and encodes 1281 amino acids. Gene Ontology annotation, cellular component: plasma membrane. The transcript is spliced from 30 exons. Gene Ontology annotation, biological process: homophilic cell-cell adhesion. Lineage: Eukaryota; Metazoa; Chordata; Actinopteri; Cypriniformes; Cyprinidae. Gene Ontology annotation, molecular function: calcium ion binding; cell adhesion molecule binding.
UUAGGAUCUGAUUUUGUGGUGCCACUAAGUAGCUUUGUCAUCUGUCUACAGGGUGAGAAGACUGUAUUGAGCAUGCAGUCUUUUCUCCGCUGCAAUGUUAAAGAUUAACGUUUACAACUAAAGGACAGUAAUAGCCAGUGAUGCACUAGCCAAAGGUCUCAUAUAUUAUAUAUUGUUCCCUCAUUUGAAGAACGCCACUUGUUGGAAUAGUACAAAGAGCAGACUGGGCACGCUUUACAGACAAACAUGGGGAAGAUGGGGAAACCUUUACUUCUCCUUUUUGCUUUUUUAGCUUCUUCGUACUGUAAUUCUGUCCCUGGGAUUAACACGGCUGUAGUAGAUGUGAGAGAAGAUCGUCCAGUAGGUGCAUUUGCGUUUCAAAUCGAAGCAUCUGAUCCAGAUGGUGACCCUCUAACAUAUGGUAUCACUGGGAUAUACUCUAGUCAUUUUGAAGUCAACAGUGAGACUGGUGAAGUCAAAAUGAAGAGUAUGCUGGACAGAGAGGCAAAUGACCUCUUAAACAUAGAGGUUGUGGUGAAUGAUGGCGUUCAUGCAGAUGUGACAAAAACCGUUUAUAUUGCUGUUUUAGAUGCUAAUGAUAACCCUCCAGUAUUCCAAAAUCUGCCCUAUAAUAAAGAGGUUCCAGAGAAUGAACUUGCUGGCAGUACACUGUUCACAGCAAACGCCAUUGAUAGGGAUUCUGGCAUGGCUGCGGUUGUGACUUACAAAAUUGAUAAUGUGGCACCAAAUGAAGGGACUAGCCUAUUUUCAAUCUCUGAGACUUCUGGAAUUGUUGUCCUGGAGGGAACUUUGAGCUUCACUGACAAAAGUCCUUUCUAUCAGAUACAAGUCAUUGCAUCUGAUGGUGGUGGGCCACUGAAUGAUCAAGAAAAUGUGGUUCAGUCCUCAUCAACAUUUGCAUUCAUUACGGUUAAGGAUAUGCCAAAUCUCGACCCACAGUUUCUGACUUUACCAAACCUUGCUGCUAUUGAUGAGAAUUCAGCUGUGGAUACGUCAGUCUUUACUGUGAGAGCCAGAGAUCCAGACACUGGGGUCAAUGACCAGAUCCUCUACAGCAUUGAAAGUACUAAUGCACCAGACCUGUUCCAAAUCAAUGACGUGAAUGGUCAAAUAUCUAUCAAAACUGUAUUUGACCGUGAAAAAUUACUGGAUAUAAAUGCUGUUGUAAUUUUGCAAAUAAAGGCAAGUGAAACAAAUCUUAAUGUGGAUGGAAUUAUUGCAAGCACAAUAGGAGAACUACAGAUUUCUAUUGGAGAUUUGAAUGACAAUGGCCCUGAAUUUUAUGAGUGUGAAGGUGAAACUGAAAGCUGCACACAGAAAAACAGCUUCAUAGGCCAAGUUGAUGAGCAGUCAUCUGCAGGACUGUCAGUAAAUGAACUGAAUAUUAGAGUCAAAGAUCCAGACCAGGGGCAAAACAGCACGUUCAAGCUCCGUCUUGAGGGACCUGAUAAGGAUGCGUUCGCUGUCAGUCCCAGCACUGGGCUGGGAGAAAGUAUUGUACAAGUGAUAAUAAAAGAUCCAUCUGCUGUUGAUUAUGAGAAGAAUACAGUAAUGUCUGUUCAGAUUAUUGCUGAAGAUGCUAGUGCAGACUUCACCUCUACGGCCUCUGUCAUCAUUAACAUCAAUGAUGUAAAUGACAACUUUCCUGAGUUUGAGGAGGAUGCUUAUGAGUUUUCUAUUGAUGAACACUGUGAUGAUGGAACUGUUGUGGGCGUCAUUACUGCAACAGAUGAAGAUGCCUUGGAUGAAGGCAAACUCACUUACAAAUUGAUGCCCGAAAACAUGCUGGAGUUUUUCGAUGUUCUUCCAGAAUCUGGAACUAUCUUCGUAAAAAAUGGACAGCUUCUUGACAGAGAAGGCACCAAUUCCUACUCACCCACCCUGCAGGCCAUAGAUUCAGAUGGCAAGAUUGGUACCACUGUUGUGAUGAUCAACAUUCUGGAUAUUAAUGAUCAGACACCAGAAAUGAACAGAGAACUUUAUGAGGCCUAUGUACAAGAGAACCAAAUGUUAGAGCUUACAAUCCAGGCUAGAGACGGAGACGACCCAGGUACACCAAACAGCAAAAUCCAGUAUCGCAUUGACGACAGCCCGUUCAGUAGUAACUUUACCAUAGACAAAGUCACUGGUUUGCUUAAAAACAGUGGUCUAUUGGACCGUGAGGCUAUUGACCUUGCCCCAGAUGGUGUGAUUGAGUUGGUGGUGAUCGCUUCAGAUAUGGGCACACCAUCCCUGUCCUCCACAGCCAAAGUGACCAUCAACAUUGGGGAUGAAAAUGACAAUUCUCCAAGGUACCUUGAUCCUGCUCCCUACGAAUUUAAAGUAAAGGAAAGUGAAAGUGGCAUAUGGGUUGGCUCUUUGCGGGCUCACGAUGCCGACCAAUCAGACUUCAAUAAUCGUAUCUUCUUUAGCAUUACUGAUGGCAGUUUUGGAAGUUUCAUAUUAUUUUCUGAGGCCAUCAGUGGAGGUUACAGGGGAAACAUCACUGUUGAUCCUGCUGUUGAGCUGGACUACGAAAGUGAACGGAAGACAUACGAUCUAAUGGUAGAGGCCUCAGACUUGGGUCAGCAAAAGGUUAAGACUACAGUCAAAGUAAUAGUGGUUGAUGUGAACGACACUCCGCCUGAAUUCCCAUCUGACAUGGUCCUGAAUGUAAAAGAGAACAGCACCUUGUCAAUGCCUCUGGGCACAAUCAAAGGCAAAGAUGUGGACACUGAACACUUUCUAGAAUAUGAGCUUGAUUCUACUGAAUGCCAGUGCAAUGGCAGCAGAGGUCCAUGUCCCGAAGAGUGGUUCAAAGUUGAACUUAACGGUGAAGUAAUAACUAAUACCAUCUAUGUUAUUGACUACGAGAAAUGUGAUAAAGUGUUCUUGAAUGCCAAGGUGGUGGAUGUUUUAACUGAGAAGAGGAGUGACAGUACUGAAGUUGUAGUCAUUGAGAAAGUUGAGGUGGGCUCAUCUGUCGGCAGAGUUUAUGCCACAGACAGAGACACAGGAGAGAACAAGAAAACCAAAUUUGAAGUUACCACGGUGGACUUUGUCGGCAGUGAAGGGAAUUCCUCAGAGAGUUUGUUUCUCUACGCUGACUCUGCUGAUCAGGAAGAUGCUGAUGGAAGGUUCAGUGCACAUAUAAGGUCCCAGAAGGCAAUGGAUAAUAAUAAAAGAGGAAAGUUCAUAGUGCAGGUGAAGGCGUCUAACCCUGAUGGUCUCAGUUUCACCUCUGUGGUUGAGCUUCUCACAGUUGACAGCUCCUACAGAGUCAGUCUCAGAUUUAGUGCAUCUGUGUCUGAAGUCAAUGCGAAUUUGCCUCAAAUCAGAGCGAUUCUGAUAAGUGCUACAAAAGCAACAGUUGAAUUCUUCAAUGUGUUUAGUGAGACAGUUACCCGAUCUGAAGAGACAACCGUUUUGGAGGCUUAUUUUGUGUUCCCAAAUGGCACAGCUCUUAACUAUGAUGCAGUGACCUCAAUCCUGAAUUCAGAGGAGGUCUAUACGGAAUAUGGAUCCCAACUAACUCAGCUUGGAUUUACUGGCAUUUCAACAACUGUUACCGAGUCUACAGAAGUGAAGGCAGAGGUAUUCAUCAUGAUUGGUUUGAUGGCUGCACUGGCGAUCGUUCUUGUUGUAACAACCACCUCUCUCGUGUGCAUCAGAAGAAAUUACAAGAGGAAACUAAAGGCAGCCAAAGCCAUGAAUUCAGCAGCCUCAGUGGUCAUAAAGAAUCAGAAGACCGGCCCUGUUGUUCCUGGAACCAACAAAUACACCAAAGAAGGAGCAAACCCAGUGCUGAAUAUGAAUAUUGACACGGCCACAGACCUAGGCUUUGAUGAAGAUGGCUCCAGCGCAGACAGAGAGAGCCUUAAUUCCCUGGACUACAGCAUUGAUAUGACCAUGACAGAGAAAGACACUAUGCCAAUGACGGUAAUUCAGGAGGAAGAGGAGGAGGAUGAAAGGAAUGAAUCUCCAUACAUUGAGCCUCUGGGUGCUGCACUUGCCCAGCGAGAAAUGAGGAGAGGUGCAGACAGCCCCGGUCUCACUUUUGCAAACCCUUCCAUAGACACCACUGAUCUCUAAGAUUCAGUCUCUGACCUCCACCUAUUUGCCAUUUUUUAUAUGUGAUCCUGCCAAAAAAGGAGAAAAGACUCAAUUUCACAGUAUAUUCCAUUUGGAUAAACUUUAACUUUAAAGUUAACCCACUUUAAAUCACCAAUGCACUUUGAAAUGUAAGAGAGAGAAAAAAUCUCAAUGCACUAAAAACAAGCAGUAAUUCAAACAGUAUUUGAAAUUAAAUUGUAGGCCUACUUACAUUAUUCUCUAUUAUUUUCCAUCAUUCUUUUUUCAUAUUCUGAACUUUUGGAUUCUCCUAUAUGUAAUACCUGUUCCUUAAUUGUAUUGUUUUGUCAUACAGAAGAAUCGAACUCUCUUAAAAAAAAUAAACAAAAACAAAAAAACUAAGCUGCAUCAACAGAAACUAAACUAAAACUGCUUGUGUAUCCUGCCAAAUAUUACCUGGCACUAGUCUGCUAGUUUAAGUCUGAGUCAAAUCAAAUCAAAUCAAAUAAAAAAAACAUACCUUGCUAUGCCAGAUUGGUGACCAGGGUGUAUAUAUAUAUAUCGUAAACUGUCUAUAUAUGGUGUAUUGUUAUAUGUUCUAAGUGCAAUCAUUCGAUAGCAUGUUCUGUGAAUUAAAAAAAAUAGUUAGGUAUUUUUCUCUAAUAAAAUUGAUCAUAUUAUUAA